AUGACCGGUGAUAUCCCGUCUCCGCCGGGAUUUGAGCAAGAAGCACCAAGGUUGAAAAAGUCGGAUAGAACCGAGAAAAAUGAACACACUAAGAAGCCCACCCAGAAAGAGUUGGAUCUGCUCAAGGUGAAAAAAGCAUGGGAUAUAGCCACGAUGCCAGCCAAGAAUAUCCCCAUGAAUUUGGUCAUGAGCUACAUGACUGGUAACUCGUUGCAGGUCAUUCCAAUAAUGAUGACGCUUAUGUUGCUUUGGAAUCCCCUCAAAGCUAUACUUACUGAAACAAACUCAGUAUUUGCUGGGUUUACCACCAACACAAAUAGUCUGCAGAUGUACUUACCCAAGAUUGUUUUCGUUUCAUGCCAAUUGGCCAACAUGAUGAUUGGGUUGUGGAAACUAAAUAAGUUGGGCCUUAUUCCAAAUAAAGAGGCCGAUUGGUUGAGCUGGCAAGUUGCCGGAGAAUACAUUGAGAAACUCUCGUUUUAA
Metschnikowia bicuspidata var. bicuspidata NRRL YB-4993 is the source of this 483-nucleotide messenger RNA. RefSeq names its product chaperone. The transcript has a single exon. Gene Ontology annotation, cellular component: EMC complex. The record is from RefSeq and is a predicted model, not a curated record. The coding region runs from base 1 to 483 and encodes 160 amino acids. Gene Ontology annotation, biological process: protein folding in endoplasmic reticulum. Lineage: Eukaryota; Fungi; Ascomycota; Pichiomycetes; Serinales; Metschnikowiaceae.